AUGUGUCUCUCAUUUUCUCUUUUCUUCCAUCAUUCCAUUCUGCUGUCUCUGGUUUUAUCUUUUCUUUCCUUCAAUCUCUAUCUAUCUAUCUAUCUAUCUAUCUAUCUAUCUAUCUAUCUAUCUAUCUCCCAUUUAUCUUGUCUUUCUCCCAUUUUCUCUGUUCGUUUCCUCUGUUCGUUUCGCUCUAUUGAUCCCUCCCUCUCUCUCUCUACAAGAACACGGAAAUGCGAAAGAAAGAGAGAGAAAAGCGAAGAGAGUGCUCUUUGCUUUUCUCUCUCUCUUUCUUUCACAUUCCCGUGUUUUUUUUUUGGGGGGGGGUACUCUCUGUUUCGCUAUCUUUCAUUUUAUUUUUGUUACUGUCUCUUUCACACAUAUACAGACACACACACACACACUGCCACCCUCUCUCUCUCUUAUUCUAUCUCUUUCUUGCUCCUUACAUCUCAAGGCUUUCUGUCUUUCUCUGUCUAG
Messenger RNA from Acanthosepion pharaonis, 471 nucleotides. NCBI's taxonomy places the organism in Eukaryota, Metazoa, Mollusca, Cephalopoda, Sepiida, Sepiidae. The record is from the annotation of a GenBank genome assembly.